CUCCCCCCCUCCUUAUAACCACAGCUUUCCUCUCCAUCAACACAACUUUCCUCCCACCACCGAUCAACCUUCUACGGCUAAGGCUUCGGUUUGUUCACUGCCAACCGCCAGUUCCUUUAGCUGUGUCGCGAUGCCCAAAGAACAUAAACGUGAGCCUGAUGAUACAUGAUCACCUUUCCCGCUGCCUCUUUUAGGUUUGCUAACAAUUAGUUUCAGCAAGGUCGCCUGUUGUGGGCCCCACUCCGCCUCUUCCGGCCUCAGUCGAGGAGUCCUAUCGCCAGAAAUGUAUCGAUUUAAAGAAACGCAUCAGGGAGAUAGAAUCUUCCAACGAUGUUCUUGUAUUGCGCAUGCAGAGAUCUGAGCGUGGAAUUCAGCGUAUGAGAUUGGAGCGUGCUUUUCUACUUCAACAAUUAGAGAGACGCACCGAUCCCAGGGUCGACGAUUCUGAUGGAAGCCCAAGCCCUCCGCCUACUGUAAGCUCUCUCUCUUUCACGCUCUUUCUUCUUCCUUUCAUCCCUACACCCUAUAAGGCCCUUGGAUUGGAGCAGCUAGCUUCUUCGGGUUGUCGCUAAUUUUGACCUCCGGGAAUAUUCAGCCCAAAGAGAAGCCUCUCCGCGCCAAGCGUGCCCGUAAGGAUCCUCCUCCUCUGGAUUCCCCUAUGCGCCAGGCAUCGCCUUCUCCCUCGAGGGAUGGUCAGGAUUACACCUUUGUUUCUACUGCAUUCGGUUCAGCUCCCACUGAUAAUGCCAACUCUCCGGGUCCCAACCGGCCCAGCGUCCCGCCCAGCAUGCCUCCUAGGACCGGAAAGGGUUCUAGAAGCAAGGGUGGACCUAAAAGACCUCCUAAUGCGUACAUGAUGUAUGUCUACACUAGCUAGCAAACACCCUUGGCAAACUUUGAAAUGCACUUGCUGACAUGAUGUAAGUUUCUGCGAAAAGGAACGGGACGCAGUAAGAGAGCGUGAAUCUAAGAAGGACGGUUUCGACAUGCACAAGGCCUUGGCUCAGGCUUGGAGAGAUCUCAAAGCUGAAGGCCAAAAACCAUAUUUCAACGAAUACGAAAAAAAUCGAGAAAAGUACCUGGAAAAAGUUAACGACUUGAAAACUGAUGCCGACAAGAGCUCCGUCGGCGGGAAUGGAGGCUCCUGGAAGAGAGGGGGGAGGGCUAUUUCUACCGCGUCCACCGUCGUUGCGGCCUCUUUCGAGGUACCACUAAGCCCGGCACCCGGCAGCACUAACGAUGAAGAGCAGGAGGAUGCCGCAGUACCGUCGCAAGGCGACGGAAACGGAGGCGGAUUCACAGCUGUAAACAGGUAAUCGAUCUUUGGAAUCGACAAUUGUGUAUGAUGGCGUCGGUCUGUUUUCAGCGAAAAUUGCAUCUGCAUGAACUCUUCUUGUACGCUUAAUUCUGUUCUCUUUUGUUUGGUUGCUUCUUAUCCGGCACCUCCCUGUACUAGCAAUUCCUAGGCCAGGCCAUCAUAAUGCUCAGGGGAUAUUCCUACCUACAGCCUCUGUAUUAUACCUAGAACUUUUCCUAAGAACUCGAUCUGCUACUUGUGCGUGAUUUAAGUUAUGGUGCCGAUCAGCAAAAUCCAAGGCCUGCUGCACUAUAUCAUAAAUCUAAUUUAGUUUGCGCGUGGG
Molecule: messenger RNA, 1640 nt
Organism: Tuber aestivum (summer truffle)
Lineage: Eukaryota; Fungi; Ascomycota; Pezizomycetes; Pezizales; Tuberaceae
Source: the annotation of a GenBank genome assembly